AUGCCACCCUUACUCAACGCUUCAUUUUAUGGGCUUCUCCUUCUUCCUCCGCUCCUCAUUCGAAACUCCCCGUCCUUACUCCGUCUAUCUCCAGUCCCAUCUUCAACUUCAAUUUGUGGCCGAUUUUCUACCUCAGUCAUGUCUUAUCGCCCGAAUCAGCAAAGGGGCAGGCGCGGCGGCGGAGGAGGAGGCCGCCGUGGUGGUGGUGGAGGUGGCGGCCGAGGUGGACGUGGUGGCGGUGGUGGUGAGCAGCGAUGGUGGGACCCUGUUUGGAGAGCUGAACGCCUCCGACAAAAUGCCGCUGAGAUGGAGGUGAUGGAUGAAAAUGAAUGGUGGGGAAAGUUGGAGCAAAUGAAGAGAGGGGGAGAGCAGGAGAUGGUUAUAAAGCGGAGGUUCAAAAGAGAGGACCAAGAUAUACUGGCAGAUAUGGCUUAUCAACUAGGGCUUUACUUCCAUGCAUACAACAAAGGAAGAGCACUGGUUGUCAGCAAAGUUCCGUUGCCAGACUACAGGGCUGAUCUUGAUGAGCGUCAUGGGUCCUCAACAAAAGAGAUAAGGAUGUCUUCAGAGACAGAGUCAAAAGUGGGACAACUGCUUACAAGUUCUCAGCGUAGAAAUGCUAGUGAUAGUGCCACACCUUCUUCGACGCCCUCUCAGACUCCAAAACUGUCGUCCAAUGAAGCAGUGGUGCCGGAACCUCUUAAGUCAUCUAAGACUGAUGCAGACAUGGACAAACUUAAUCUCGAACUUAAACAGAGACAAGAAAAGCUGAGGGAGAGUGAAAGCGUGAAGGCAAUGGUUUUAUUCCGGGAGAAACUUCCUGCAUCAAAAGUAAAGUCAGAGUUUUUGAAGGCAGUUAUGUCCAACCAGGUAUUGGUUGUUUCUGGAGAGACAGGUUGUGGUAAGACAACACAGCUACCUCAAUUUAUUUUGGAGGAGGAGAUAUCAGCCCUACGUGGGGCAAGUUGCAACAUAAUCUGUACACAACCACGUCGUAUUUCUGCCAUAUCUGUUGCUGCUAGAAUAGCCUCGGAAAGGGGAGAGAACCUUGGUGAAUCUGUAGGUUACCAGAUUCGAUUGGAAUCUAAUCGGUCUGCUCAAACAAGAUUAUUGUUUUGCACCACGGGGGUGCUGCUUAGACGCUUGAUUCAGGACCCAUACUUAGAAGGAGUUACCUAUCUACUAGUUGAUGAGAUUCAUGAAAGAGGCAUCAACGAGGAUUUCCUACUAAUAAUUUUGAAAGACCUCCUUCCUCGUCGGCCUGAUAUGCGUCUUGUUUUAAUGAGUGCUACAAUCAAUGCUGAUUUGUUCUCCCAAUACUUUGGAAAUGCACCAACCAUUAGUAUCCCGGGGUUUGUAUAUCCAGUGGCUGAAUUAUUCCUGGAGGAUGUAUUGGAGAAAACACGUUACCGUAUCACAUUGGAGUCUGACAAUUUUUCAGGAAAUUCGAGGGGAAGAAGGCGACAGCAAGAGAACAACAACAAGGCAGAUCCCUUAGCGGAGUUGUUUGAGGAAGCAGAUAUUGAUUCGCACUACAAAAGUUACAGUGGAAGUACAAGACAGUCUCUUCAAGCAUGGUCUCCUUCAAAGCUUGAUUUGGGUCUUAUAGAAUCAACCAUCGAGUACAUUUGCCGCAAUGAAAGUGAUGGAGCGCUCCUUGUUUUCCUUACCGGAUGGGAUGAUAUUACAAAGCUGCUUGAUAAAGUUAAAGCAAACAACUUUCUAGGGAAUUCUGGCAAAUUCUUAGUCCUCCCUCUUCAUGGUUCAAUGCCUACAGUCAAUCAACGUGAAAUUUUCAGUCGUCCACCCCCUAAUAUGAGGAAAAUUGUGUUGGCAACUAACAUUGCCGAGAGUAGUAUUACCAUAGAUGAUGUUGUCUAUGUUAUAGAUUGUGGGAAGGCAAAGGAAAAUAGUUAUGAUGCUCUUAACAAACUGGCUUCUCUCCUACCUUCCUGGAUCUCGAAGGCUUCGGCACAUCAGAGACGUGGUCGUGCUGGACGUGUACAGCCUGGAGUUUGUUAUCGAUUGUACCCUAAAAUAAUCUAUGAUGCUAUGCCUCAGUAUCAACUUCCAGAAAUACUUCGAACACCUUUGCAAGAGCUGUGUCUGCAUAUCAAGAGCUUGCAGCUAGGAGAUAUCAGUUCGUUUUUGUCUAAGGCACUGCAACCCCCUGAUCCUCUUGCUGUUCAGAAUGCAGUUGAACUUCUGAAAACAAUUGGAGCUUUGGAUGAUUCUGAAGAGCUGACCCCACUUGGACGCCAUCUUAGCACUCUGCCCCUGGACCCAAAUAUUGGAAAAAUGCUUCUCAUGGGUUCUAUCUUUCAGUGCCUUAAUCCGGCAUUAACGAUUGCUGCAGCUCUUGCUCAUCGUAACCCAUUUGUCCUUCCGAUAAAUAGGAAGCAAGAAGCUGAUGCUGCAAAAAGAUUUUUUGCCGGUGAUUCCUGCAGGUUAGGUUAUUAA
Molecule: messenger RNA, 2460 nt
Organism: Oldenlandia corymbosa var. corymbosa
Lineage: Eukaryota; Viridiplantae; Streptophyta; Magnoliopsida; Gentianales; Rubiaceae
Source: the annotation of a GenBank genome assembly